UUCAGUGAAAAAUGUCUUAUUGAAUGAGCAAGUGUGCUUCAAGGUGACUGGAGGGAGUUAACUUUAAUACUAAUUGUAAUAUAAUGGGGUGCCUUUUUUCCCCAAGCUGUGAGAUAAAUAGGUAAAUGAGAAAUAAAGUUCAGUUCUCUUCAGUUCAGGCACCUACUAAUUUUAUAUAUAUAGAGAGAGAGAGAGAGUGUGUGUGUAUAUGUGAUAUGUAUAUUUUUAUACAUUAUAUAUAUAUAUAUGUUUUAAUUUAAGGUUGCAAAUCCAAACGAUCAUUUCACGGAAGUAACUUUUUUGAAGAUUGAAUGUCUGAGAUUAGAAGCCAACUUUUUGGCUAGUAGAGUUCCUCGAGUAUCCAAAGCUAGCUCUAGCUACGUUCAAUAGAUGAGUGUCGGUGCUAAUGCCCAAGUUAGGCAUCAAAUGAACCUGCAAACAAGUUUCCUGCUGGCUCUGGUUUUGUAGGUGUUUUCUAGCCUUUGUCUCCCAAGGUGCUUGGGUUAGGAUCCUUUCAGUCUCAAGAGAGCCGUGAGCUGGGGUGCUUUAGCAGGAACUGCAUGUGAAAUACUUAAAUUUGGCGAUUCUGUGGAUCAGGUUUGGUAGUGAUAUUCAGCUUUGCUAACAGUUAAUUCUUACACAUCUGUUCUUCCUUGGAAGAUCGGAGUUCAAAGCUUUCUCUAAGCUAAUGAAUCCUCAGCUGUAUUUUGCCUACUACCGUGUUUUGUAGAGUGUACGUUUACGGAGUGUAUUUUCAGGUUCCACACUAGUGCUAGAUACGAGUUGGCUCUGUCUGUACAGGUUUUGAAUCUGUCCAGUGGCAGUGAGGAGACUGUGGAUCCUGAGAAUGUGUGGAAUGGUAUUCCUGACUGGGCUUGCAGAUCAUCUGAGGUAUGCUGGUUGUAGUAGCUGAAAACUGGGGAGUAAGAGGGGGAAGGGAAAAAGCACAGACUUUUAAAAAUGGCCUUCUAAGUUUAGCUGUGAUUGCGUUGCCGUGAGAAUAGAAAGGCAAAGCAGUUAAGUGAUCACGUUGUUUUUUGUGCUCUAAAAGAUUUAUGUAAGCCGAUAAAAUUUUUAGCCAUUUGGACUAACGAUAGUGAAUUCAGUCUGGGUGUAGUGUAGUGAACAGUGCUUGGAUGAAGAAAUGUUACUGGAAGGCUACUGUUAGUCAAGAAUUUUAGAAUAAUGCUGGAGAUGUAUGGAGUCUCACAAAUCACGCUAGCAGAGUAUGUAACUGGUCCAUUUUGAAAAAUACUUCCUAAUUACUUGGAAUAGAAAAGAGAAUGAGGUUUUGAACAGUGUUGUUCAUGAAGCACAAAACCAAUGAAGAAUUCUUGUCUAGAAUCUAAAACCAGUUGAUCAGCAAUGUUACUGAAGAUGAUAGCAGAAUGCAUUUCCAGUUCAUUGUUUGUAUAUAACUUUUGCCUGGAAGCAAAAAAGGGAAAAGGCACUUGUAGUGAGUUAUAGGAGGAAAACAGGGCUGAGUAGGAGUCCAGCAGUGCUGAUGUAACAAGUUAGUGUAGUAUUGAAAGAAAUGCAUCAAUGGAAAACUAUUUUGGGCAAUUGUGCCUGCACUUCCUAACAGAAUCCCCCUUUGUUUAGGCAGUUGCCCAUGCAACAGAUAACUUGGAGUCCUUACGAGAGGAGUCAGUGCUUCAAGACGCUGCGUGAUGCCUGUUAAGAUAAGAGGAGCUGAUACCUCAGAGGACACGCACUAAACGACGUUGCACUGAUAGCAGGUAUUUUCUGAAACGUGCAGCAUGACAGAGCUUCACGAAGCUGUAGCUUCGGGAGAUUAUGACCUAGUGGAGGAGAUUUUGAAGAAAGGGCGCUGUGAUCCGAAUUACAAAGAUGUCGACUGGAACGACAGGACCCCACUGCACUGGGCUGCUGCAAUAGGGCAAUCAGAGUUGAUUAAGCUGCUUGUGGCUCACGGGGCUCGGCCUUGCUUGAGAAACGAUGUGGGUUGGACCGCGGCUCACUUUGCUGCCGAGUCCGGACGACUGGGUGCGCUUCGGACCCUUCAUUCCUUGCACGCGGCCAUGGAUGUGGCCGAUCUCUUUGGCGAUACUCCCAAGAGGCUUGCGGAAAUCUACGGGCACAAAGACUGCUUCAAGUUCUUAGAAACAGCAGAGGUGGAGAGCAGAAACUAUCGCUGGACGGCCUCAAUGAAAGGAAUCUGCUUAGAUCAGACAGAUGAAGAGUGGGAGCUCAAGAAAGAAGAGCUUGAGAGAAACUCGCUCCGCGCUCAGGAGAACUAUACACCCUGUACUCAGAAGAAAAACAGAAAAAAGAGGGGGAAGCAAUAGUGCACUUUGGUGCCACUGAGAACUUGCAACGUGUGCUAAAGACACUGGCAAAGCCAGGAUGCAUCUGCAGGGUGAAAUGUGGAUGAAUGGAAAAGGCAGAUGGCCACAAGAAGAUACCUUUAUGAUGUGCUGUACAUAUGGUUAUUAAGAGGGAGUAGGUAGAAGUGCUUCCUCUAUCUGCAUGUCUGUAUCUCAGAUCUCAAAUAUGAGAAAACUGCAGAUGGUAUUUAAAUAUACUAAUAUUCUAAUCCACUGAACAUGUAUAAAACUACAGAAAUGGCAGCAGCUGCCCUGAAUGCCUGGGAGGGAAAUGUGUUUAGUCUCUCUUGAUCAGGAAGCUCCUGGGACGGUGGUUCUGCUGACUGGUGAUCUCCAUGUCUUUGCUUGUUUACUUCAGGUCCUGAGUUGAGCAGGGGUCUAUGGGAGCUCCAAGUCCCUAGUGGUGCCUCUGCCUGUUGUGUGGGAGGGGGAUCAAGUUGCCUCUUCUGGUGUGAAGGGAGACUGACGUUGACCCUUUACUGGACACAUGAGUCUGACAGCCUGCAUCUAUGAUUUUUGGUCCAGAAAAAGGGAAAAUGUGCUUCCUGUUACUGCUUUCAGACAUCUGUGACUGCCAAGACAGUUAGAGCACUGCCUUAUUUUUAGUAAUGUACCUAGCCUUUUUAACGUCUGUGUUCACAGGAAUGCUGUGAACAAGGCCUGAGCUAUCUCACCGCUUAUCAGAGCUUUUUAAUGUUAACACAUCUUUUAACUGUUUCACUUUUCAAUUAUUAGAAAUACUUGGACUAUGACUCGUUUGACCCAAACCAGUUUUCCAGACCAUGUCAGCGUUUGGCAACCAUUCAUACUGACUGCUGACAGUCUUCUGACAUCUUUUAUGUGUCCGCUUUCUUCCCUUCCCCUCUGCUUCCCCUCCGCUAGCCAGACCUGAUGCUUCUGGAUAGCUUUGUUUACACAUAUCCUCCACACCCAGCCACAGCACUCAGGCAUUUAAAUCACAUCCAAGGACUCUGUGAUUCACCUCCCACUCCUAGAUUUCCAGGGAUCAAUUAGCCACCUGCGCAGAGGUGUCUAAUGUCGUUUGAGAUGCUCUCAGGUACCCAGGCUGAUCCUGCAGGUCUCCAGAAGAUCCUAUGUUAUAGCUCCUAACCCUGUGCAGAUGCGUUGGAAACCCCGGGACUUCUCAGAUUAUGCUAGAUGCCUAUGUUGAGGCAAACAAGCUUUGCCUUCUGCCAUUUGCAUUCUCAUUACUUUUAUCUAGACCACUCAAUCUGGCUGUUGAGUUAGUGACAGUACAAGUGGAGAGGUUUGUGGGACAGAGUACCUAUCACCAUACCACUAAAUAAACAGGCCUAUUUCCAGCCCUGAGGCCAUCUGGCAGACCACCCUGUAGCUGAGAAACUCUUUCUCUGGGCUGGGCAUGCCAUUUUGUCUCUCCUGAGAGCAUAUAGCUUUACUGUACAUGCUGUGGUUAUCCUGUUUUAUUGCCUAUCUCCUGCAGUGCCAGCUGGAUGGGGCUGGUGCAUGGGGCAGCAAUGCUGUGGUGGGCAUCAUGUUCAUGGGGGUUUCAUGGAGAUGAAAAAAGGUGCCUUCAUGCUCAGCCUGGUUUGCUGGGGCUGCAUUUUUCUGUGUAUGCUGGAUGUUAUUUUUGUUCGCUGAGUCUUGUGUUAUGUGAGCCCUGGAGGGGUGAUGUUACACAGGACAUGAGGAGAGAGCAUGAUCUUCCAUGGUCUUUUUGCAAAAGUGAUUGAGACUGUUGUAUGAAAGGACUGAUUGCAUAAGCAAUCACAGGGAAAGAAGGGAGGUGCAGUAGUGCCUGUCCUACAAGCGCCUUUCAGCUGGGGAGGUGUGUCCAGAUCACAGCAUCACAGACCGGUAGAGGUUGGAAGGGGCCUCUGGAGAUCAUCUAGACAAACCCCCCUGCUCAAGCAGGCUCAUCCAGAGCACGUUGCCCAGGCUUGUGUCCAGGCGGCUUUGGACUAUCUCCAGGGAAGGAAACUCCACCACCUCUCUGGGCAAGCUGUUCCAGGCCUCAGGCACCCUCCCAGGAGAG
Struthio camelus australis is the source of this 4362-nucleotide messenger RNA. The record is from RefSeq and is a predicted model, not a curated record. Lineage: Eukaryota; Metazoa; Chordata; Aves; Struthioniformes; Struthionidae.